UAAUGUUGACGGCCGAAGCCGAAGUGGAUUGAGGUCGUUUUUGACUCUCUACAAUUUUUUUUCUAGUACUGUAUGUAUGACCCACUAUCGCUAUAGCGCACGUCUCUGCUUAGGUCGGUUGAAACUUGAAAGAAGCUACUGGAAAUUGAGAAAAUUUAGAAAAUGGAAAGGGUGGAAAAAGUGGAGCUCAUACAGAGAGCCAUAGAGCAGUUAAUAGAACAAGAAGAACAAGUCCAAUCCAAAAGACGUCAGCUUCUUGAAGAGAGCUUUGUCGCCGUUGAUAAUACCAUCAACAGAGAUGAUGAAGGUGAAAAGGAAGCCGAGCACCGCCACCAACUCCUCUCCCAACUUUUAACUCAGCUAGAAUCGCUGAAAGAAGAUACGCCACUUGAUCAAAUGAGUCAAUCAACCAACAUAGAAGAAAUUCCAUCAGAUGAUGAAGACAGAGAAAAAGAAAAAAAUGUUGUAAAAGAACUAAGGAAGAUUCAGAAGCAGAACUUUGUCACUCAUUGCCUUUUAUCAGCUAUGAUAGUCCUCACCAUAACAUGGCAACUAUCCGAGGUCUCUCUCAUUUUGAAAAUGAAAGAUGGAUUAAAUAAUCCUCUUAGAUCCAUUGGUAGUAUGAUUACAAGCUGGAUUAAGCGCCCUCCACCUUCAUUAAAUGUUCAACAAGGCGAUUUAAACGACUCUGCCAAGCAGCUAAAGCAUAAGGUGGAGGCUAUGUCUCUCCCAAAGCUAAAAGUUCCAGAGCUUCCUCAUGUGGAGUUUCCAUCUUUGGACUUUAUCACUGAAGAAGACUAGUAAUUCUUUUUUUAUUUUCGCAUUAUUUCAAUACAGCAACUUGUGCAUGUAAUAGCUUGUAUAUUGUACAAUGUAAGGGCAUAAAGUUUUGGAUGGAUUCACUGCGAAGCAAAAGUACUUUAUCAUCAUUUGUUUAAACAUAAGUUGAACUUAAGCAA
Nicotiana attenuata is the source of this 959-nucleotide messenger RNA. RefSeq lists its product as uncharacterized. The record is from RefSeq and is a predicted model, not a curated record. The transcript has 2 exons. NCBI's taxonomy places the organism in Eukaryota, Viridiplantae, Streptophyta, Magnoliopsida, Solanales, Solanaceae. Bases 163 to 801 code for a protein of 212 amino acids.